AUGGCUGUGGUUGCUAAAAAGCGAAGCUCAGACAUUAACUCCCUUUCUUCCAAACAAUUAGGCCAGGUUGCUGAUUUUUUAAAAUCAUCUGUUCCCAUCUAUGAUGCAAUUUCUAUCGAGCGAAGGGUGGAAAUAUUUUCUGGAAGGGAGGCUGUUUCCAUUCUACUUGAAUCUUCAUCAAGCGGCAAUAAAAAAAAACCCUUUCCCCUUGAUUUUGCCAUAACUUCUCCAGACCACGCAAAACAGCUGCUACUAAUGCUGCUAAAAAACGGCUAUUUCAUCAAAGCAAUGGUCAAUGGAACAAAAGAAAUACCUCUGACCCCGAUGCAGCAAGCAAUGAUACGUGCCGAGACCAUCUCGGGAAAUCAAUCGCCAAAUGUUCAAUUGCCAAAGCCAGAGGUGAUUUACUUGGUUAGUCCAGACCCUUCGGUUUCUUGGUCUGAAGACACAAAGUUCAUUUGGAUUUAUGAGGGAUCCAAGCUGUUUUCCACCAUGUUGUCUUUUGGGAUUCUUAUACUUCUGUUUUUUGGAAUAAUGUACCCACUUUGGCCGUACCAACUAAGAUUGGGGGCCUGGUAUCUGACGAUGGUUUGUAUUGCCCUCGUGGGUCUUUUGCUACUUGUCUCUGUUAUUCGACUUGUUUUGUAUCUAUUGUGUUUAAUUGCGGGGCUUCCCGGAUUUUGGAUCUUUCCAAAUUUAUAUGAAGAUUGCGGAUUUUUUGAAUCCUUCGUGCCGUUGGCAAGUGCUUAUCAAAUCACCCAGCUCGCACCAACGGAGGAAGAUGUCAGGCCGUGUGAAAACUCUGGCUCUGAAGACGAACAAGCAGAAGAGGAAGAGCCCAGGAGAUUUUUGGACAAUUCAUUCAAAAACACCGCGGAAAAAAUCUCGUUUAAACCUUUCGCCAAGGGUAUGGUGCAAACAUCUCAAACUUCCAAGCCUGAUCUGAAGGAUGCUCCCACUGCAUUUGAUGCCCCGCUUCACAUUCAUGGCCUUAAUAAGUGUUUUCUUGAACACAUCGAAAAGACCUUUAAAGUGAAUCCGACAGGAGACCUGUCUGGUACUUUCGAUACAUACAGAAACCAUCUCCAAGAGAUUAUGUCCAAAUCCCAAAACGGAAAUCUGGAUUCAAAGUCGCCGGCUGUCCUUCAAACGACCGAUUUUAAUGAAAACAUCAACAUGUCCGUCCAAAGGGAGGGGCCGGCCACUAAAAAUGAUUCUAAAUCUCUGCUUUCUUUUAAUACUUUGGUCGAUAAGCCUGCUAGUAAUUUUUCUUUCUUAUCUCCAGCAUCUGCCUCCACGGUUUCCAGUGAGUUCACUUCGGAAAAACCCCCCUUUUCGUUCGCAUUGAACGCAUCUGAGCCUGCACAAAAACCCUUUUCAUUUAUGAAGCCUUCUUCUGAGGCAAAGAGUCUAUUCUCUUUGCCGUCCUCGACUUCAGCUUCUGGCUCGAUUUUUUCGUUUCUAACUGCCGACAAGCCAGAUUUCUCUUCCACAGAACAAGCAAAAAAUGCGGAACUUGAAAAGGAAGAAACCGGCCAUGGCGAGGAGGAAGAAGAUGAGCCCGUUGUAAUUGAGGAGGUUGACCCAUGCGUCAAAGGUCCUGGAGAAGAAUCGGAUACUGUUAUUUUUGCACUCAAAUGCAAGGUUUAUGUGAUGGCCUUAAGCCAGUCCGACAAAACAUGGCAAGAUCUUGGAGUUGCUUCACUGCGUAUCAACGAGACUAGCUGCCCAGAUUCUGCACCCAAACAAAGAAUUAUUGCAAGGGCGCAGGGGUCGACAUCAAAGUUGCUUCUCAAUUCAUAUGCUUCUGGGAUUUCCUUGAUGCCACUGAAACCAUCCGAAAAGAGCGUCUCGUUUAUUAGCCUGAAUCCAGAAGAGAAGCUUACCUGCUACUUGAUCAGGGCGAAAACGGAACAAUCGCUGCAUGAGCUCUAUUCACAUCUAGAAAAAUAUUCACGAAAAGAGCUCGCCACAUAA
Messenger RNA from Mitosporidium daphniae, 1977 nucleotides. Its product is annotated as translocation protein Sec62-related protein. Gene Ontology annotation, cellular component: endoplasmic reticulum; endoplasmic reticulum membrane. Bases 1 to 1977 code for a protein of 658 amino acids. The transcript has 3 exons. The record is from RefSeq and is a predicted model, not a curated record. Gene Ontology annotation, biological process: post-translational protein targeting to membrane, translocation. NCBI's taxonomy places the organism in Eukaryota, Fungi, Microsporidia.